Molecule: messenger RNA, 4060 nt
Organism: Oryzias latipes (Japanese medaka)
Lineage: Eukaryota; Metazoa; Chordata; Actinopteri; Beloniformes; Adrianichthyidae
Source: RefSeq, a predicted model, not a curated record
UAGGGAGUUUUGUUAGAAGAGGAGACUUCACUUUUAAACCUGAAGAUUGGUAAGAUGUUUGGAUCCAACCAUUUUCUCUUGUGCAUUUCUGUUCUGGGAUGUGUUUUCUUCAAGUCAGAGAGUUGGGAAGUAAAUAUGCCAAGUCGGAUUGAAGCAUUGUUGGGUUCCUGCGUUGUCAUCCCUUGUACCUUUGACUACUACUACUACCCACCUAGGAGACCAGAUCGUGUUGUUUGGUACCAGUUUGCAAAACAUAGUUAUCCUAAGGUUUACGACAGCUGGUACUCAAGCGAGGUCAUUUCCAUAUUCAGAGGAAAAACAAGUUUAGUGUCAUCUCAGUAUGGGAAGACCUGCAGCCUGGAGAUCUACCCAGUGACCUGGAGGCACCACAGACAGACCAUUUACCCUUGGGUCGACCCAGAGAAUGUUGGGAGAUACACCCACCGAUUUUGGGAUAAAACUGUAACCAUUCAUGUUGAAGACAGAGCAAAUACACCGGAGAUCAUGAUCAGUGGAAACAUGAAGGUUGGAGAAAGCGUGACAGUACAGUGCUCAGUUGAUCACACGUGUCCCUCCUAUCCUCCCACUUUGAGUCUCAGCAUCUCGUCACUUAGCUACCGUCCACAAAGUAGGAUCGUGACUCGGGGUACUAGAACUACCUUGGUAUCAACUGUGGUCAUAGAGAGAGAUCAUCAAAGUGUGGAGUGCACUGUUAAACACCUUGGUGGCAUCACAGCAAGAGCGACAAAAACAUUUAAUGCAGAAUGCUCCUUUUUUCCACUGACCAUCAGUUCACCUUCAAGUGAAUUUUUGGAGGGAAUUGAAAGCAAAGUAACCUGCACUGCCUCAUACACAUGCUCUCGACACAAUCCAGUUAUUACAUGGAGCUACUCCGGAAUGCCUGUGUCCACUGAAACUAGGAGGGUGGGAGGGAGAACUAUGUGGAACACUAUCUCAACUCUGUCUCUAAAAACCUCCUCUAAUGAUCAUGGAAGAUCUCUGUGGUGUACUGCAAAAUUCUAUCAAGGGCAGACCCAGCAGAAAAGCAUCACCCUAUAUGUGAAAAGAAGUAUGUUUUCCUUGGGUUGGACUUUCUCUACUCCAAAAAGCAUCACUGGACUCAAAGGGUCGUGUUUAAUUAUCCCUUGCAAGUUCACCUACACUAAUGCCAUACCCCCAAACCUCAAACUGAUAUGGUACUUGUACCAGGACUCUGGAUACCCAACAGUUUUUGACCAAAGAGGAGGAACAGUUGUCAGUCAAUUUAGUGGUAAAACAAGCUCAGUUGGAUCUACGGCUGAUGGAAAUUGCAGUCUGCAAAUUAACAGCCUUGAGUUAUCACAAAACUUGGCAAGACUCUACCCAUGGAUUGACAAGAACGCAAUCACUUCGUACCACUCUCGAGGCCACUCAUUUUAUGAAAAAACCACUCAACUUCUGGUAUCAGAGCAUGCAAAAAAUCCACAAAUAAGCAUCAAUGGCAUCCCGAGAGUAGGAGAACAAAGCAGUGUGUCCUGCAAUGUGGAACACACCUGUUUUUCAGCUCCUCCAACCCUAUCUAUUGCUGGAAUACCCGGAACCGGCACCAUCAAAGACUCACUGGUAUCAGAUGGGAUUUGGAAAAGAACAAUAGAGCAAACUUGGAAUGUAGAAGAAGAAGACAGAAGUGUGACAUGUACAGUAAGCUAUCCCAGUGGUCAGAAAGCCACCGGACAGCAACCGCUCAAUGUCGAAUGUCCAUAUGAGGACAUAACAAUUUCAGAAAAACUGAUCAGUGCAACAGAAGGAGUGGCAAAGAGCGUAAUCUGUUCUGUAUCCUACAAGUGCAAAAAGAAUAUACCUCAUAUUGAUUGGAACUACGAAGACAUGCAAAGUACAAUAAAAAUUGUGAAGCUCUCAAAACACUCUUACAGCAUGGAAUCUAAUCUAACAUUUAUUGGGGGUUUGGAUGAUGAUGGAAAAUCGUUGAUGUGCACCGCGCAAUUUUCCUCUGGGAAGACCUCAGACUCUGCACUUCUCAACAUAACAAAAUAUGUAAAACCCCCAGAUGCUCACUACAAGAUCCAUGGAUUUGACACGGCCCACCGAUUAGCUGCUGAUGUUCCUUUCAGACUCAGCGCCCUGACUCGCUCCUGUGUUGUGAUCCCAUGCACCUUCUGGGACAGUGAACAGAUACCCAUGACACGUGGCAUCUGGGCAAAAAGAGAUGGGGGCAUUGUCUUCCACAAUGGCCGAACCCAAGUCAUGCACCACUUUAGGGACCGAACCAAAAUUGUUGGGGACCUGAGCGAAAGAAACUGCUCUUUAGAGAUCGACGACAUCAAACCCUUUGACAACGGACCUUUCUGUUUUCAUUCAGAGAGAGGGAAUGAGAAGUACACGUUCAACAACAGCUGUGUAUUUAUUGUCAUGAAAGCUUCCCCAGAAAAACCAGAGAUUACCGGAGUUCCAGCUGAAGUGGAUGCUGGUUCAGCUUUGACUGUCUCAUGCUCUGUUACACACACAUGUCCAUCACAUUCCCCAGAGUUUUCAUGGAGCGUCCCCCACAUCUCUAGUGCAGUCUCAGAUUCCUUGAUUUCAGGAGGCAUCUGGCAAAGAACGUCUAUCAUCAACUUCAUAGUUGCUCCAGGGGAUGGGGUGAAAAAUCUAACCUGCACUGCCUCCUUCUGGGGAGAAAAGAAAGGAGUCACCACAGCCGCUUUAACUGUUACAGGAACUCUUAAGUACAAAAUGAGAACCUAUGCCCCAGCGUUCGUUCCAGUGACACUGUUACUGCUCAUACUAGUUGCAGUUUUGGGGGUGUUUAUCUACAGGAAAAGAAAGGAGGCUGAAAACCAACCGAGACCACCACCUCGACCAGAAAAAAGGCACAGAGUUAAACCUUUAUCUUUUUCUGUACUUAAGCCACACUUCUUAAAGCAGAAGUCCUGCAUUUAGCUAAAACAUUAGUUUUAAAUUCUUAAAAUGCUGCAUGAGUUUUAUAGAGGGAUAGAGCAAAAAGGGUUGGUUUGAUUGGUUAUGAUGAUUAUUAUGAACUCUGAAACUUAAAGUAGUGCUAUAUACAGGUGAAUGACAUGAGCAUAAUCAAUGUCAAGAAUGAUAAGUGGAUGAGGGAGCCAGAGAACCAGGACUGAAGUUCCCCAAAUAUCAAAUGUUAUCCUGGGAUAUACUUUCGGAUGAAUAAAUUAUGAUUUUAUCUUAAAAAGGUGACAAUUUAAGAUAAAGUCUAAAAAUAUCUGUAUCAAAAUGUCCAGAAGAAAUCUACCAGAAGACAGAGAGAAACCUCCAAGGCCAGAAAAACGGGGAUCAAUAUGGAGCCGGUUAUCACGAAGGAAUCUUCCGGGAGACAGAGAGAAACCUCCAAGGCCAGAAAAACGGGGAUCAAUAUGGAGCCGGUUAUCACGGAGAGCAGCAGGAGAUCGAGGUGGUUGGCAAAACUCAAGACAAACAACUGACGUCUCUGUGAGCUAUUUAAACAACAGUAGUACGGUAGUCAUGCAGAGCUCCAAGCCACUCUACUCAUACCCUAACAACUAACCAGCAAAACAUCUCUUUGCAACACCUUUGGUGAGCUCUGAUCUGUGGGGAGGCCUAUAGAAAAUAAUAUAUUGCUUUGUUUCCUGUUUCCUUGUUCUAAAAAAUGUUUCUUCAGAAGAACUUGUAUAUUGUAACAUGUGUGGCCCUACAACCACAGAGCAGCUGGGAUAUUUUUUGGGUCAGGAAUCUACAAAAAAAUAUUUUUCUUAUGACAUUAUGACAUUGACUUGUUUAAUGUAUCUGAUCUUGAAUUCAAGAGCAUUAUCGAAAAAGAAAAGUACUAGACAAAAGUGGAGAGCUUUUCUUUAGUCCAAAGCUGCCACAUUGUCCCAUGCUCAACCCUUUGACUCCUGCUCACUUCCUCAUGGCCUCAACCACAGCUGUACUGGACAUCCUUCUAUCUGCAAUAUAGAGGAGAAUGUAAAUAUUUCAUACAUUUCAGCAUGAACGUUUGUAAUACUGGUGUGAAUGUGUACAAUUAAAAUUCUUUGUUGAAAGAAAAUAAAGUUUAACAGUGCAUCAA